ACAUCUCCUGUCAACAUGCCCUACAACUGCUGCUCUAGAAACUUCUCCUCCCGCUCCUGCGGAGGCUACGUGAGCUACCCAGUCUCCUCCUGUCGCUCUUCCUACCCCAGCAACCUGGUCUACACCACUGACCUCUGCUCUCCCAGCACCUACCAGAUCUCCACUGGCUGCCAGGAGACCUGCUGUGAGCCCUCCAGCUGCCAGACGUCCUGCGUGGUGUCCAGCCCCUGCGUGACGUCCUGCUCCCGCCCCAGGAUCUCCGUGCCCUGCAGUCCCUGCCAGACCACUUACACCAGGUCUCUGGGCUGCAGGUCCAACAGCAGCUGCUCCCUGCGCUGUGCACCCAGAAGCUAUUACUCCCUGGGCUGUGCACCCAGAAGCUAUUAUUCCCUGGGCUGUGGACCCAGAAGUUUUUACUCGCCAUUCUUUGGCUCCUAUGGCUUCAGAUCCCUGGGUUAUGGGGAUUGUGGCUUUCCUUCCCUGAGCUAUGGGUCUAGCUUCUACUAUCCAAGCUACUUUGCCUCCAGAAGCUGCCAGUCAUCGUGGUACAAGCCCACCUGUGGAUCCAGCUUCUACCAGUCAACUUGCUAAGA
Molecule: messenger RNA, 593 nt
Organism: Talpa occidentalis (Iberian mole)
Lineage: Eukaryota; Metazoa; Chordata; Mammalia; Eulipotyphla; Talpidae
Product: keratin-associated protein 13-1-like
Exons: 1
Coding region: 16-591 (191 amino acids)
Source: RefSeq, a predicted model, not a curated record